Arabidopsis arenosa is the source of this 1279-nucleotide messenger RNA. NCBI's taxonomy places the organism in Eukaryota, Viridiplantae, Streptophyta, Magnoliopsida, Brassicales, Brassicaceae. The record is from the annotation of a GenBank genome assembly.
GUAGUUUUGGACUAGGAACAGCUAGUCUUGAAUCAAAGACGUUCCAAGUCGUCUUCUCCAAAUCGAUUUUCUUUUACCUUUCUCUCUGAUUCGAUUUUUGUUCGGUUGGCUUUUUUUUUUGCGGAAAAUUGGUUGUUGGGUGGAUCAAAGCUUAGGAGAUUUGUUUCGUUUGUUUUGGUGCUACAAAGUCCAUGGAGGCGGAAGGAGAAGAAAGACAGUGGAGUUCUCUCAUAGUACCUUCUGUUCUAGAGAUAGUGAAAGAGAAGAACUUCGCAACUGUUCCUCCGAGGUAUAUUCGACCUGAUCAAGAAAAAACUGAGAUCUUAAAUGAUUCUAGUCUUAGUUCUGAAAUUCCAGUCAUCGACAUGAAACGGUUGUGUUCAGUUUCCGCCAUGGAUUCCGAGCUCAAGAAGCUCGAUUUCGCUUGCCAAGAUUGGGGAUUUUUUCAACUGGUAAACCAUGGUAUAGACUCGUCUUUCUUGGACAAACUAGAGACAGAGGUUCAAGAAUUCUUCAAUCUCUCUAUGGAAGAGAAGCAGAAGCUGUGGCAGAGAAAUGGUGAUUUUGAAGGAUUCGGACAAGUGAACAUUGUCUCGGAGGAUCAGAAACUUGACUGGGGAGACAUGUUCAUCCUCACCACUGAACCAAUUCGGUCACGUAAAUCUCACUUGUUCUCCAAAUUACCUCCUUCUUUCAGAGAAACUUUAGAGACUUACUCCUCUCAAGUGAAGAGCAUAGCUAAGAUCCUUUUUGCGAAAAUGGCGAGUGUUCUUGAGAUCAAACAGGAAGAAAUGGAAGAUUUGUUCGAUGAUGUUUGGCAAUCUAUCAAGAUUAAUUACUACCCGCCAUGUCCACAACCAGAUCAAGUUAUCGGUUUGACUCCACAUUCAGACGCUGCAGGUCUCACAAUACUAUUACAGGUGAAUCAAGUGGAAGGACUUCAGAUCAAGAAAGACGGCAAGUGGGUUGUUGUAAAACCUCUUCAAGAUGCUUUAGUUGUUAAUAUCAUAACAAACGGGAGGUAUCGAAGCAUCGAGCAUAGAGCGGUGGUGAAUUCAGAAAAAGAGAGGUUAUCGGUUGCGGUAUUUCAUAGUCCGGGAAAAGAGACAAUCAUUGGUCCGGCGAAAAGCCUUGUAGAUAGGCAGAAGCAAAGUUUGUUCAAAAGUAUGAGCACACAAGAGUACUUUGAUGCCUUCUUUGCUCAGAAACUCAAUGGCAAAUCUCACCUUGAUCUUAUGCGUAUUUAAGGACAAGACCCUCAUAAAACAUGUUACAGUAC